Messenger RNA from Strongylocentrotus purpuratus (purple sea urchin), 1892 nucleotides. It is a transcript of the gene taf12, whose product is annotated as transcription initiation factor TFIID subunit 12. Gene Ontology annotation, biological process: RNA polymerase II preinitiation complex assembly; DNA-templated transcription initiation. Gene Ontology annotation, cellular component: SAGA complex; SLIK (SAGA-like) complex; transcription factor TFIID complex. Bases 156 to 977 code for a protein of 273 amino acids. NCBI's taxonomy places the organism in Eukaryota, Metazoa, Echinodermata, Echinoidea, Camarodonta, Strongylocentrotidae. Gene Ontology annotation, molecular function: protein heterodimerization activity; TBP-class protein binding; DNA binding. The record is from RefSeq and is a predicted model, not a curated record. The transcript is spliced from 8 exons.
UCCAAAACCAGCCCGCAACUUCAGUUAAGGUUUCCUUCGCAGUUUUUUUCUCCAGUUCAACUUUCAAGAAGGUGCUGGUAAUCCUUCGCUUCAGUUUCUUGUAGUCAACUUUUGGCCAUCUUUUUCCAAUUUGCCUGUGUUUUUUGGUCUUCACAAUGAAUCCACAAACAUCGAGCACACAGUCAGUGCCACCCUUGGUUCCUAUCACAUCAGGUUCAGUGGUUCUAGGAGGAGGAGGAGCUCCUAAACCAGCCGUACCAUGCAAGACUCUCCAAGAAACUAUCAAGGCCAUUGAAACUCAGAUCAAUAUAAUGGAGAAGCUGGGUCAGCUGUCAUCAAAGCAAGAGGGUGAUCUGACAAAACUUAGAGAACUUCAUCAGAAGGCUUUGCAGGAACAAGAGAGGCUGCGAGUUGAGAAGAUGCAUGUGACUGUGACUCCCGUUCACCAGCAACCCAAUUCAGCUACACAAGCUAUCAAGUCUAUGGCUUCUAGCAGUAACAACAAUAGCAAUGUUCAGCUUGGAGCGAGUGGUAGCAGUAGUACGGGCUCCCAUUCACUGCAGCAUUCCUCGUCUAGCAUACGUGAUACACCAAGGGAAUCUCCAAUCUCAAUGUCUGUAGGAGCUGGUGGGGAUACAGGAGGAGAUGCAUCUAAGAUCCUAAACAAGAAGAAGAUUCAAGAUCUUGUUCGGGAGGUGGAUCCAAACACACAACUUGAUGAAGACGUUGAAGAGAUGCUACUUCAAAUAGCUGAUGACUUCAUAGAGAACAUAGUAACGGCAGGCUGUCAGCUCGCCAAGCAUAGAAAGUCUUCAACUCUUGAAGUCAAAGACAUCCUUAUGCAUCUAGAGAGGAAUUGGAACAUGUGGGUACCAGGUUAUAACCCUGAUGAAGCACCUAAAGCUCACAAGAGACCAGCAUCAACAGAAGCACAUAAACAAAGGAUGGCUCUCAUACGAAAAACACUCAAGAAAUAAACAUUACUGGACUACAUUACUGUCUAAAUAUGAACUAUGGUGAAGGACAAAGCCUUCCUGCAAUUAUGUUUGUAAUUGUCAGAGACCAGGCCUUCUUGUAUUGCAUGUGCACAUCUUUUGUUAAAGCUCAUCUGUACUAGUGAACAGGAGGGAUUAGAACACACUGCAAGGUCACUGGACAGGUGGUUAUCUCAUCAAAUCAGCUCUCAAUCAACAUAAGAAAAAGAGGAUCAUGGGGGACCAAUGGUCACCAAUUAUGCAUUGUUUGUUGUAUAGAGGGUGCAAGUACCUAUUAGUAGUGCAGCAGGCCUUUAAGGGAUUGACUGCUGCAAUGCUGACACCCUCUCUACUGAAAGUCAGAGAGGAAGAAGUACGAAGAGAAUAGAGUCUGAUGGUUGGUGGAUCAACUGUGAUGAUGAUGUUAGAAAUCUAUAAAGAAUCUACUCCCUUAUUUGUCCUUGUACAUUUGACAUGGAUGGCAGAGGGAUAGACUGUAACUCCAUGAUUUUACCAUCAUUAUUUCAGAAUGCAUUAAACCUGAUAGUUUAAUUUCUUUUGCUGGCCAUAUAUAGUUGAAACUAAACAUUGCCCAUCAUCUGUUGAGUGCAAGAAGGAUGUUAACCCCUUACAGGGUAUCUCUGUGUUGAAUGAUGCCAGUUAAUGUCCUUCUAGUUGUCAGCAGACAAUAUGUGUCUAUUUUAUAAAUGGGCAGCAGGGGCUCUUCCAUAUAUCAAAUGACGUUGUCCAAUAAGUCAUUGGGAAUCAAGACUGAUCAUUCAUUCGAUCAAUCAAAUAAUGCUCCAUGAAUUGCAACAUUGUUUUUAAGAUUAUGAUAACCAAGAUGUCUUGUUGAAUGUUUGUUUAUUCAGAUUUUGUGAUAUUUGUUUUGUAAAUAAAUUAUGUAUAAACGCCAAA